AUUCCUGCCGGAGAGACACACAACUUUGGCUUCUUCUUUCACACAUCCAUCACGAUAGGUGUAUUGACCAUAUAUAGAUGUUAUUAGGGUUUUUAAUGUUUUUUGUGUAAAUGGAGCAGGCUUGGAGACAGACAGCAGAGGAAGAGAGAGAGUGUCAGCUAAUUGGGAUAAGAGUUCAAGUCAAGUGAGCCGGCAGAUUGGACCUUUAAAGCCUCUUAACGCAGGUGGUGGGAGGAAUACAGCAGCAAGGGGAGUGUGUUUAUGUGUCGUGUGUGUGCGUGUUUGUGUGCGUGAGUCGCUCCCAGUGGAGAGAUCCACCCUGGACACGGUGGCAAAGGGGUGAUCAGGUGUGAGUGUGGGGUGGGUGGGGAUCAAUCCAAGCGGAGACAGAGGUAGGCUAGAUAUGGUUUCUCUCAACUGGACGCGAUGAAGUGGCUCUGCGGGAGUUUUAGGUUUUGACCGGCGAGGAGGAGAGGGCGGACGGACUGACGGACGGAUUGGAGGGAGGAGGAGGAGUAGGAGGAGGAGGAGGGGGGGGCACCACCACCACCACCGCCAAAGCGCACAGCACCGUCCCCAAUCCCCUGACGCAGGGAUGGAGAGCACAAGAGCGCACAGGAUAACGCGGCUCGAUCCCACAAACGGGAGCGUAAAGAUCACCGGGAAGCCAGACAUGAGGGCUGACCGACACCGGGGACACCUCCACCUGCAGCGGACUGUGAUUUUUCUCUUUGCGCUCACAAUACAACCGCAGUCUGUGUGUGCAGUCGGGAUGUUCGAGCUUCAAAUCCAGAAUUUCCAGAACCAGUACGGACAUCUGCAGACCGGACACUGCUGCGAUCUCCAGUCCAUCGGGACUGGUUCCUGCUCUGCAAGGGACCAGUGUGACACUUUCUUUCAAGCCUGUCUCAAGGAGUACCAGGCCCGAGUUGCCCCAGCUGGAGCCUGUACCUUUGGGUCAGGCACAACAGGGAUCCUAGGUGGAAACUCCCAGUCGCUCCACCACCGAGGUCAAGAUGGAGGAGGAGGAGGAGGAACGGAGGAUGGGACUAAUGGGCAUAUUGUCAUUCCCUUCAAAUACGCCUGGCCAAAGUCCUUCUCUCUGGUGUUGGAGGCUCUGGACUACGACAAUGACACAUCAGAAUCAGGUCAGUUGAUUGAGCGCGUCCUCCUCUCCUCAAUGUUGAACCCUGGUGAACAGUGGCAGACUCAUCGUUACCAUGGACGGACUCUCAGCCUGGUGUAUCGACUCCGCUUCCGCUGCGACUCUAACUACUACGGACCUUUCUGUAACAAGUUCUGCCGGGCCCGCGACGACUUCUUCGGUCACUUCAGCUGUGACCCCAGUGGCUCCAAGGUCUGCCUGGAUGGCUGGAUGGGAGCAGAGUGCAAAGAUGCGGUGUGCAGGCAGGGAUGUCACCAGGCCCACGGCUCCUGUACUGUACCUGGAGAAUGCAAGUGUCAUUAUGGCUGGAUGGGUCCUCUGUGUGACCAGUGUACGACGUUUCCCGGCUGUGUGUACGGGAGCUGCACCGAGCCCUGGCAGUGUGUGUGCGAUGUCAACUGGGGCGGACUGCUGUGUGACAAAGAUCUGAACUACUGUGGGACCCACCAGCCCUGUAAGAACGGCGGGACCUGCACCAACACAGAGCCGAAUGAGUACCAGUGUGAAUGCCAGGAAGGCUUCAGAGGACGCAACUGUGACAUCGUGGAGCACGCAUGUUUGUCGUCCCCGUGUGCGAACGGAGCCACCUGUGUGGAAGACCCAACGGGCUUCAGCUGCAUCUGCUCCGAUGGCUGGACCGGACACACCUGCACAGAUGCGGUAAGGCAGUGUGAUCGGAGUCCCUGCGGACGUGGAGCGACGUGUCAGGAGGCUCCUGGAGGAUACCGGUGCCUCUGCCCGCCUGGAUGGACCGGCAGGACGUGCCAGCUGGACACCAACGAGUGUGAAAGGAAUAUAUGCGUCCAUGCCCGCUCUUGUCGCAACCUGAUCGGUGGAUACCUGUGUGAAUGCCUUCCUGGAUGGACGGGGUCAAACUGUGACAUCAGGAACAGCAGCUGUCAGGGUUUGUGUCUGAAUGGCGGACGUUGUGAGGACCAGAUAUCAGGAUCCAGAUGCUUGUGCCCACCUGGUUUCUCUGGAAAAUACUGUCAAAUCGGCCAGAGUCCUUGUGACAGUGCCCCCUGCCUGCACGGAGGACAGUGUGUGGAGAAGGAUGGACUGACGAUCACCUGCAACUGUCCCAUGGGAUAUUCAGGAAUCUUCUGUGAGGUGGUGUUGGAUCUGUGCAAUCCCAACCCUUGCCAGCAGGGGGUUCCCUGUCACAGCAUAGAGGGCAGAUACAUGUGUGCCUGUCCUGAGGGUUACUAUGGCAAUGAGUGCAUUAGCCUCAAAAACCCCUGCAUUGGUCCACACUGUCCAGGCGCAAUGUCUGACACGACUCAUGGGGGCGUCAGCUUCUACAUGGUGCUGGUGGGAGUUUUGGCUUUAGUGACAGUCUGUGGGUGUGCGGCCUGUGCUUUCAUCCUCUCCCACCUCCAUCAAAAGCGGAAAAAGCAGCAGGCCGUCCCACAGGAAGAAGGCAUCAACAACCAGAGGGAGUUUGUCAACCUCAUCAGAAACGUGGACCGUCCCGUGCCUCUCCUGCCUCCCGCCACCCCACUUACUCACACACCAGCCCCCGCCCCUGUCUCACGUUGCUACGAGGAGAUUGAACUCACCCUGCCGCCCUCCCCAGCCCCCUCGCAUCCCUCCCCGGCACUAAAGCCAGCCCACGCCCCCAAACUGGACAUUUCAAACCGGGAGAGGGAGAAGUUGAACCGCUUCCACCACACAGACAACCAGGAACUGGAGGUCUGACCCCUGAACUCUCGGGCCUCGGUUGAGUUUUGUCUUAUAUUAUUUUGCGUCCUUAACACUCUCUCGCCCAAAGGGCCGUGUUUCCAGUUUCUGGCACUGUUGUUAUUAAAAUGGGCUGAUCCUGUGUGACCUUUAUGUGCUCAGAUCAGUAGAAACCUGAGGAGCAAAGGCUGCUACACUAACUAAGACCCUGUUUUUGAAGACUGAUAUGAGCAACAAUGAGAAGCAGCAGGCACAUAAUGUUUGACUGAAAGACUCCUCAUGACUCUUGAAUGAAUCUGGAGACUUAAAGACUUGCCUUGGAGUGCCUGCAUGAGAUACUGUCAGAGAGGAAAACGAAUCGUAGACGAUCGCCUCGCUCAGACUUCCUUUUUCCAUUUCAGGCUGAACUCUGACAGACAGAUCGAUGAACGGAUGCGUAUUUAACACUCAAUGUGUUUCUUGUGUUUGUGGUUGUAUGUAUGUGUGAGAGAGUGAAAGAGAGAGAAUGUAUAUUAAGAGUAUGUGAAGGGAAAAGUAAAUUACAGAAACAAACUUUACUGAACCGCUUAGUUUGUCCUUUUGAGAAAAGAAAAAGAAAAGAGAGUGAACACUCCUGAUCGAAAGGCUUUUCAGCCUUAUAAAAACUGAUUUUAAACUAAACACUGUUGCCUGUACUGUCUCUGUAAUACUACAGUUUGUCAAAGAUGUAUGAUUUUUUUCAUACCUGCGUGUAAAAUAACUUUUUUUUUGUACAUAAAUAUAUUGUACAUAUUGAUGCCCUUUUUGUACUGUGGUUUGGUCUGAGAAUAUAACUGUAUUACUUUGCUCUGUUUGUCUCAUUUCACUUUCCAUUUGGAGCAACCAGCACAUGUGGAUU
Molecule: messenger RNA, 3722 nt
Organism: Scomber japonicus (chub mackerel)
Lineage: Eukaryota; Metazoa; Chordata; Actinopteri; Scombriformes; Scombridae
Product: protein jagged-1b
Exons: 14
Coding region: 596-2863 (755 amino acids)
Biological process (GO): cell communication; Notch signaling pathway; multicellular organism development
Cellular component (GO): membrane
Molecular function (GO): calcium ion binding
Source: RefSeq, a predicted model, not a curated record